Xenia sp. Carnegie-2017 is the source of this 711-nucleotide messenger RNA. Its product is annotated as brefeldin A-inhibited guanine nucleotide-exchange protein 1-like. Gene Ontology annotation, molecular function: guanyl-nucleotide exchange factor activity. The coding region runs from base 16 to 711 and encodes 231 amino acids. The transcript has 6 exons. Gene Ontology annotation, biological process: regulation of ARF protein signal transduction. The record is from RefSeq and is a predicted model, not a curated record. Lineage: Eukaryota; Metazoa; Cnidaria; Anthozoa; Malacalcyonacea; Xeniidae.
AAGAUCGAUCGACUCAUGGAGAAGUUUGCGAGUAGGAUCUGUGAAACGAACCCAAAUGACGAUGUGUUUGCUAGUUCAGACGCUGCCUACGUUCUGGCUUAUUCUAUCAUGAUGUUGACUACUGAUCUACAUAGUUCACAGGUUAAACGGAAGAUAACGAAAGAGCAGUACAUUCAAAUAAAUCGUGGUAUAAAUGACAGUAAAGAUCUUCCAUCUGAAUAUCUUGAAGCAAUUUAUGAUGAUAUUGCACAGAAUGAAAUCAAGAUGAAACAUACACCAAAAGUGAACAGUAGAUACGAUGCUACAUAUUUGCAAAGUGAGAAACAUCGUCGUAUGUUGUAUUCUAUGGAAAUGGAGCAGAUGGCGGAAAACGCCAAAAAACAAAUGGAAGACGUGAGUCAUAUUCAGACGGAUCUCGUCACUGCGACACAGAUUGGUCACGUGAAGACAAUGUUCAAGGUUGCAUGGAGUCCGUUUCUUGCCGCGUUCAGCUUCAAUCUACAAGACAACGACGAUUCUUCUGUUUCUUCAUUUUGUCUUGAUGGAAUCAGCUGUGCAAUACGAAUAUCUUGCAUAUUCAGCAUGCCUUUGGAAAGAAAUGCUUUCGUACAAGCGCUAUCCAGAUUCACUUUACUUACUGCGACCAGUGGCACGCAUAUUCAUGAAAUGAAAACGAAGAACAUGGAGACGAAAAAUAAUAACAUAUUAUAA